CCACACUGUGGAAAAUACCUUUGCAGAUGCGACACCCAAGUGCACACGCCGACUGCUGCGUGGGCUUUUCCGCCGGGAACGCCUGGGGUGAACGCGUGUUUUAUAGGCGUUUCCAGAAGCGUGGGUGCCCCUCCAGACAGGAAGCUGGCGGGCAGGGGUGGCAGCAGCCGCUCUAACCUUGGGGAGACCAGCGGCCCUCAGCCACGCGGGAGGAGAGAGUUAAUGACACUCACCCCCACCUGCGCGCACACGCGCGCACACACACACACACACACACACACACACACACGCAAGGCAGGGUUGGUGGGAGAGAGGAGGACGUUCUCCUUCUUCUGCAGCCUGGGUCUCCCACUGGCCUUCCCCUGCCCUGAGCGAGACACCAGGUGCCAGGUAAAGGGCCACACCUGGCCGGGCCCCCACUCGAUCAUGACCCACCUGGCCUUCCGGGGAUGCUGAGCUCAGCCCUCCUUCCCGGACCAGCUCAGCCUCCCCUGCCCUCCUCUCUCCAGUAAGGAGCCAGACCACACAUCCCACCGUCCCCAGGGUAACCCCAGGCCAAGCGCAGACGGCUCAGCUGUGACCUUGGGCCUCUGGGGCACCAACUGGGUAGCUGGCUCAGGGUGGAAGGUGCUCCUCUUCCCCUUCUCCGUGGUCCCUUCCACGGGCCGGCCACCAUGUCCAGGGGGCACAAUGCGGGGCCUCCGGCCACGCAACCAUCUCCAAGCUAACAGCCCCUGUCCUGCCCCAGCUCUGGGACAGGCAGGAGGGGGCCAUCACAGCCCCGCCCGUGCGUGAGUGACCCCAGAGGCGGCUUCCGGGCCGAGGCAGAGCCACCAGGCCCUUCCUCCGGGAGCCACUUAUUAAAACGUCCACCACGACCCGAGGCCGGCCCUCCGCACAGAAGCCAUACGCGGGCCCCCUGCGCCGCCUUCUCUGUCCGCGGACACCGCUGCCGAUCUGACCUUUGUAAAGACCCGUCUGUUUCCCCGCCGCCUGUGGUUCCAGCAGGUUCUAUGCCGUCUGCACUGGGAUGUCCGGUUGUUUCUAUUUCUGAACUUUUUAAAACUUGCAGGCGUGCCACACCCACUUUCUCACAGUGUUUGAAUAUUGUGUGGAACUGUUGAUGCGACGUGAAUUCAUACACAAUAAAAAGCCUCAUUGCCCUUUG
Messenger RNA from Callithrix jacchus (white-tufted-ear marmoset), 1168 nucleotides. RefSeq lists its product as uncharacterized. The record is from RefSeq and is a predicted model, not a curated record. Lineage: Eukaryota; Metazoa; Chordata; Mammalia; Primates; Cebidae.